AUGCCAGAAUCCCCCGUACCUUCCCAAGCGCAGUCGCGUUUCAAAGCGCCAAACAACAUGUCGACGCAAGAGCGCAUUUCAACCAACACUGUGGGGCUCGUGAACCUGUCAGACUUCCGCAAACGCAGGGCAGAGGUACUGGAACAGCAGGAGCGCGAGGCUAGGGAAGCGCUGCGCUCAGGUACGACGACCCCUUUGAUCGACCGGUCACAGAGCGCGACUCCGAAUAACCUGAGCGAUGGGGUUAGCGAACGGCCAGUGAAGAAACAGAAGAAACCGAAAAAGGCGCUGGUGUCCUUCGGCGAUGACGACCAAGACGACGACGCGGGCCCUCCCUGGACAUCCAAGGCCAAAGCAGACAACGUCACAAAUCGGAACAGCAAGCGCGGCGAUCAAUCGGACCCCACUACCGACGGCGUCCCAGACCCUGGCCACAAGGACAGCAAGAAGCCCGCCGGGAAGAUCACGGCCAAUACCUCUGUCGGCUUUGUCCCCCGCGCCAUGACCAAAUCAGCACUACGGCGCGAGGCGGCCGAGAGGGAUGCACUCAGGAAGGAAUUUCUUGCCCUCCAAGAAUCGGUCAAGGCCACCGAAAUCGCGAUGCCUUUCGUCUUCUACGAUGGUACAAAUAUACCUGGCGGCACGGUCCGUGUCAAGAAGGGCGAAUUUGUCUGGGUGUUCCUGGACAAAUCGCGCAAGGUCGGUGCCGAGCUGGGUGUUGGCGGCGAGAAAAAUGCCAACGUGAGGAGGGAGUGGGCUCGCGUUGGCGUCGACGAUCUAAUGCUGGUCCGUGGCACGAUGAUCAUUCCGCACCACUAUGAAUUCUACUUCUUCAUAAUGAACAAAACGGUGGGGCCGGGCAACGUCCGCCUGUUUGACUACAGCGCCGAAGCUCCCCCCAAGGCUCCCAGCGCUUCGGGGUCGCCCGAACCACAGUCAAAUCCCCUCUCAACAUUGGCCCGCAAGGGUGGUCUCAACAGCAAUCUGGCGGACAUCAACACCCUCGAGGGUGCAGACGAGGAUCCAGCGUUCACCAAAGUCGUCGAUCGGCGUUGGUACGAGCGCAACAAACACAUCUACCCGGCGAGUGUGUGGCAGGAAUUCGAUCCAGAGAAGGACUAUACAUCUGAGGUCCGGAGAGACACCGGUGGUAACACUUUCUUCUUUUCAAAGUGA
Messenger RNA from Diaporthe batatas, 1176 nucleotides. RefSeq lists its product as uncharacterized. Gene Ontology annotation, cellular component: nucleus. The transcript is spliced from 2 exons. Gene Ontology annotation, biological process: chromatin organization. Bases 1 to 1176 code for a protein of 391 amino acids. The record is from RefSeq and is a predicted model, not a curated record. Lineage: Eukaryota; Fungi; Ascomycota; Sordariomycetes; Diaporthales; Diaporthaceae.